Molecule: messenger RNA, 5158 nt
Organism: Gadus chalcogrammus (walleye pollock)
Lineage: Eukaryota; Metazoa; Chordata; Actinopteri; Gadiformes; Gadidae
Product: serine/threonine-protein kinase WNK1-like
Exons: 29
Coding region: 278-4192 (1304 amino acids)
Biological process (GO): chromatin organization; protein phosphorylation
Cellular component (GO): histone deacetylase complex
Molecular function (GO): ATP binding; histone deacetylase activity; protein serine/threonine kinase activity
Source: RefSeq, a predicted model, not a curated record
UUUGAUAUUUGUGAGGCGGCGUUGUGUGAGUCUCUACUGAGUCUCUCCUGAGUCUCUACUGAGUCUCUCCUGAGUCUCUCCUGAGUCUCUCCUGAGUCUCUCCUGAGUCUCUACUGAGUCUCUACUGAGUCUCUCCUGAGUCUCUCCUGAGUCUCUCCUGAGUCUCUCCUGAGUCCUGGGUCCUGACCGAGCCCUGGGUGAGUCCUGAGUCUGUCGUCCAAUCGGAGGCUGGAGCCUCACUUUAGAGUCUCAUCUCAACGCCCAGAGACCGGAGCACAUGGAGACCGGGGGGCCCAGCGGGGGUCCCAGCCGGGGGCCAGGGGCCCUCUCUGCAGCGGACCUGGACUCCAGUACGGACUCGGAGGGUGAGGAGCGGGUGAGGAGGCGGGAGGAGCGGGAGGAGCGGGAGGAGGAGGAGACGCGGGCCGUGGCCUCGUCCCCCGACGGCCGCUACCUCAAGUUCUGCGUGGAGCUGGGCCGCGGCUCCUUCAAGACCGUGAGCCGCGGCCUGGACACCGUCACCACCAUGGAGGUGGCCUGGUGCGAGCUGCAGACGAGCCGUCUGUCCACAGAGGAGCGCCAUCGUUUCCAGGAGGAGGUCCAGAUGUUGAAGGGUCUGCAGCAUCCCAACAUCGUUCGUUUCUACGACUCCUGGAAGUGCCACGUCCAGGGUCAGAAGGUCCUGAUCCUGGUCACGGAGCUGAUGACCUCCGGGACACUCAAAACGUACCUGAAGAGGUUCAAGGAGAUGAAGUUGAAGCUGCUCCAGCGCUGGAGCCUGCAGAUCCUGAGGGGGUUGGCCUUCCUCCACUCCCGCUCCCCGCCCAUCCUGCACCGCGACCUCAAGUGUGACAACGUCUUCAUCACCGGCCCGACCGGCUCCGUGAAGAUCGGAGACCUGGGCCUGGCCACGCUGAAGAACGCCCCGUACGCCAAGAGCGUCAUCGGGACCCCAGAGUUCAUGGCCCCAGAGAUGUACGAGGAGCGCUACGACGAGGCAGUGGACGUGUACGCCUUCGGGAUGUGCCUCCUGGAGAUGAGCACCUCCGAGUACCCCUACGCAGAGUGUCACAGCGCCGGACACAUCUACCGCAAGGUCACCAGCGGCAUUAAGCCAGACAGUUUCUUCAAAGUAAAAGACCCCGAAGUGAAGGAGAUCAUAGAGGGCUGCAUCCAAACCAACAGCAGCGAACGCUACACCAUCCAGGACCUGCUAGAUCUCUGGUUCUUCCAGGACCCCGGUGGACCCCGAGACCCCGGUGGGGUCCGGGCGGAGGACCCCGGCGGGUUCCGGGUGGAGGAGCCCGUAGGAGUCCGGGUGGAGCUGGCGUCCGCAGAAGACGACCAGAGCUCCGCCCUCAAACUGUGGCUCCGCAUGGCCGGGCUGCAGGGCCGUUACCGCGGCAACACGGCCAUCGAGUUCCUCUUCCAACUCCACAAGGACGUCCCGGAGGAGGUGGCCCAGGAGAUGGUGGUGCUUGGCUUCGUUUGCGAGGCUGAUUAUAAGCCUGUUGCCAAGGCGAUCAGGGAGCGGGUCACCGUCAUCAAGCGGCAGCGAGAGCAGCAACUGGCGCUGGAAGUCCUCCCAAGCAGGCAGGAAGCUGUCAGCAACGAGCUUGUCGACAUCUCGGAGCCACCAACCACAACCACUCAGAUGUCUAAUCCUGAUUUCAGUCCCGCCCCCUCUCCAGAUUCCACCUAUCAGGCCUAUCAUUCCUGGAUGCCUCCACCUACAUCCACCCCUCCCUUGACACCUCCACCUACAUCCACCCCUCCCUGGGAAUCCCGCCCCCGCCCUCCCUGGACUCCACCUAAAACUACCCCUCCUUGGAUACCCCCACCUACAACUACCCCAACCUGGGUAUCACCACCUUCAUCCACCCUUACCCCACCUAAAACUACCCCACCCUGGGUACCUCCACCUAAAACCACCCCCCCCUGGGUUCCUCCACCUUCACCUCACUGGGAACGGCGUGGCUCGGUGGAAAGCCCCUCCUCCCUGAUGGGUACCGUGGCGACGCAGCGAGGAGGGGAGGGACAGAGGGCAGCGGAGGAGGGGGAGGGCCGCCUGACGACCCAAGAGUGCACCGCUGCUCAGGCCCCGCCCACUUCCAACUCUCCACCAAUCCCUUCACUCCGUUAUCCUGUGCGCAUCGAAGUAUCCCAGAACACACAAUCUGAAAUGACUAGCAGUUUCACUUCUCCUGUAGACAGUUAUGCCUCUGAUGUCACUUCUGGUCUGAGUGAUGGGAACGACAACCAAUCUGAGGACAGCUAUAAGAGUCUAUCAAACCGUCCCGUUCACAAGAUCCUCCGGAGAAGAACCAAGUCCCGCCUCCGAAUCACGAGGCUGUCGGACAGGCCGGACCGUGUGGUGGAGUGUGAGCUUCAGACUCACAACAACAAGAUGGUGACCUUUAGGUUUGACCUGGACGGAGACAACCCUGAACAAAUCGCCGCUGUCAUGGUGCACAGCAACUAUAUUCUGGCUUCUGAAAAGGCCGAGUUUCUCCAGCGCAUGCAUGACAUCGUCGAGAGGGCGGAGUCAGUGAUGAGGCAGCCAAUCCUAUCGUCUAAUACUGAGAUGCUGCCUUACCCCGGACCACAGGUCCUGCUGAAGGAGGUGUCGGAGGAGGAGGGCGGGGAGGUGCCCGGGAGCGUGGUCGUGAAGGGGGAGAGCACGGAGAGCGAGCUGGACGAGGAGGAGGAGGAGGAGGAGGAGGAGCAGGAGUAUGAUGAAGAUGAGGGAGCCAACUUCACACAGCAGAUGGGUCUGUUCCACACACUUCUGGGCAGAACUCGGUCCUCUCCGGCCUCGGGCCACUCCCCCAUCAAACACCUGUUCACCACAGGGCUGGUGUAUGACAGCCUGAUGCUGAAGCAUCAGUGUGUGUGUGGGAACACACAGAUCCACCCGGAGCACGCAGGCCGUGUCCAGAGCAUUUGGUCGCGGCUCCAGGAGACCGGGCUGCUGACGCGUUGUGAGAGGGUCCGGGGGAGAAAGGCCACGCUGGACGAGGUCCGGACGGUCCACUCUGAGUUCCACACGCUGCUCUACGGAACCAGCCCCCUAAACCGCCACAAACUGGACCACAAGAAGAUACUGGGUCCAAUCAGCAACAAGAUGUAUGCACAGCUGCCCUGCGGCGGGAUAGGGGUGGACAGUGACACCGUGUGGAACGAGAUGCAUUCCUCCGGCGCCGUCCGGAUGGCGGUGGGGUCGCUCAUAGAGCUGGCCUUCAAGGUGGCAGCCGGGGAGCUGAAGAACGGCUUCGCUGUCGUCCGCCCCCCGGGUCAUCAUGCUGAGGAGUCCACCGCCAUGGGGUUUUGUUUCUUCAACUCCGUCGCCAUCACAGCCAGACUGCUGCAGCAGAAACUCGGAGUCAAGAUCCUGAUAGUGGACUGGGAUAUUCACCAUGGCAAUGGGACCCAGCAGGCCUUCUACAGCGACCCCAGCAUCCUCUACAUCUCCCUGCAUCGCUACGACGACGGAAACUUCUUCCCUGGCAGUGGAGCACCCGAGGAGGUGGGCUCUGGUCCUGGGGUGGGCUAUAACGUGAACGUGGCCUGGACCGGGGGGGUGGACCCCCCUAUGGGGGACGUUGAGUACCUGACCGCCUUCAGUACUCUGGUAAUGCCGAUCGCCCAGGUCUUCAGUCCAGACGUGGUCCUCGUCUCCGCCGGCUUUGACGCGGUCGAGGGACAUCAGUCCCCUCUGGGGGGGUACCGGGUCUCUGCUAGAUGUUUCGGCAGGUUAACCCAGAUGCUGAUGGAGCUGGCGGGGGGGAGGGUGGUGCUGGCGUUGGAGGGGGGUCACGACCUCACCGCCAUCUGUGACGCAUCAGAAUCCUGCGUCUCUGCACUGUUGGGCGACCAGGUCGACGAGGUGUACCAGGCUGUGGUGAAGGAGAUCUGUCCGGAGGCCGCUAUCUCCUUGGAGCGAGUGAGACUCAUCCAAAGUGAGCACUGGCCGAGUCUGCAGAAGAUGCAUCACAACAUCUCUCCCUCCCUAUUGGAUGGCCAGCAGGGCUCUCCGAGCCAAUCAGAAGUGGCGGCUCGCAAGGAGGAGGCGGAGACUGUGAGUGCCAUGGCGUCGUUGACCGUGGACGUCACGCAGGCCGGCUCCGCCUCCGUCACCAUGGAAACCAGCAGGUCCACAGAUGAGCCAAUGGAGGAAGAGCCUGUCUUGUAGGAGGGGCUUAAGCAGGACGUCACCAGCACUCCUUUCCUCAUCACACAAGGGGACGACGGGAUUGUCUGGAGGGGCAGACAGGAGAAGGCGGGCCUGUGACCAUGUUGUAACCAUGGAAACGAGGGAAGUGAUAGUACAGACACAACUUCCUAAACAUUCUCUCUCUCUCUCUCUCUCUCUCUCUUUCUCUCUCUCUCUCUCUCUCUCUCUCUCCCUCUCCCUCUCCCUCUCCCUCUCUCUCUCUCUCUUUCUCUUUAGAUGACAGACAGGAAGUGGGAUUGGUUUCCGAGGUUGCUGGUUCUAUUGCCUUAAAAUGACACUGACUUUCUUCUCCUGUUUUGAUUGGUUCACCUGCCCUCUGUAAGCCACGCCCCCAGAGGCUUUUAGAACACUGUUAUUUUGUUGUUAUGUCACUUCAUGUGCUUCCUGUUUUGUUGUUGCCCACGGUUACGCCAAAAGCCAGUGAGUGUUAUGUCUUCUUAAACCGUGAAAUAUGAAACCUGUUUGAUGUUUUACACACGAGGAGAACCAACACACACAGACUGUCACACACUCACACUCUCACGCACACACACACCGUCUCACACUCUCACGCACACACAGUCUCACACACACAGACACUCUGUUUCUAGUUUUGAUCGUCUGUCUUUUCCUGGGAAAUGUAUUAAUGUAUUAAUGUAUUAAUGCAAUUUAAUUUAAUACUGAAAAGCACAUUCCUGACCCCGCCUCCCUCCCUCCCUCCCUCCCUCUCCCUCCCGCCUUCUCUUCGUUGGUGUUUUAUGGCUGAGUUCUAUAGUUAGUAGUAUACUGUAUAUACUCUAUAGUUAGUAGUAUACUGUAUAUACUCUCUACUCUAUAGUAUAGUAAAGUGUAUAUAAGUACAGAUUUGUGUCAAACACACUGUCAGUCAUGUGACUUCUGUUCCGCCCCCAGCGGCCUGUCAAUCAAACAAUAAACCAACCAGUG